CUUGGGGGUAUAGCAAUUUGUGACAAUUGCCUCUCAAAACAUGUUUGGAUCAAAGCAAAUCCACCUUGGCUUCAUUGCAUUCACACUGUUUCUUCUGUGCUGGGAUGCAUCACCCAUUAGAGCUUCCAAAUUUUCCAAUGAGGAAGAUCCCAUAGAAUUUGUAUACACUGAAGGGGACAAGAGAGGACCAGAAUAUUGGGGAGACCUUAAGGAAGAAUGGAGCACAUGUAAGGAUGGAAAACUACAAUCACCUAUAGAUUUGAGGGAUGCCAUUGCAGACAAAGUUAACUCAACUUUGGAUCAUCUUAAAAUCCAUUACAAGCCUACCCAAGCCUUGAUGAAGAACGAAGGUCAUGCUAUUUCGGUUGUGUGGGAGGGUGAUGCCGGAGGAGUCACGAUCAACGGCACAGAAUACUUGCUCCGGCAAUGCCAUUGGCACGCGCCCUCCGAGCACACCAUCGAUGGCAAAACCUAUGAUGUGGAACUGCACAUGGUUCACAAAGACACGAGCAACACUCGUGUAGCUGUGGUUGGAUUCCUCUACAAAAUCGGCAAACCCAAUCCUUUCAUCACACAGGUGAGAAAGGCGAUACGGUCUAUGAUUAAAAAGCCAACGGAGGUCCACUUGGGAGUGGUCGAUCCGAGGAAGAUGAAAAAGGCUCAGAAGGGGAAGCAGGAUGCGGCAAAGAGGAAGAUGAAGAGGAUGAGCUCAAAAUUUUACAGAUACAUGGGAUCGUUCACAACCCCUCCUUGCACCGAAGGAGUUACUUGGACCAUAAACAAACAGGUUCAUACAGUUUCACGAUCACAGGUGGCGUUGCUUCAAAAAGCCGUUUACAAGUAUGCAGAGAUGAAUUCAAGACCAGUACAACCUCUAAAUGACCGGGAGGUCAAGCUCCACGGCUCAUCGUUCAGCAAGUGAGACAUUCAUAACUAACAUCUUGGCAAAUUUUAUAUGUACUACAGAAACUGUGUGUUCAAGUCUAUCUCAGAAGGUCUACGUUUGCUUUCAGUUUCUCUCUUCAAUAAAUCUAUAUGUACUUCAGAAGUUGCAUACCUAUUUGUAACUGUAUUA
Messenger RNA from Malus domestica (apple), 1075 nucleotides. RefSeq names its product alpha carbonic anhydrase 7-like. Lineage: Eukaryota; Viridiplantae; Streptophyta; Magnoliopsida; Rosales; Rosaceae. Gene Ontology annotation, biological process: one-carbon metabolic process. The record is from RefSeq and is a predicted model, not a curated record. Gene Ontology annotation, molecular function: carbonate dehydratase activity; zinc ion binding.